This is a messenger RNA of Hypomesus transpacificus, 2395 nucleotides long. RefSeq names its product chromosome 18 C1orf127 homolog (gene ciroz). The record is from RefSeq and is a predicted model, not a curated record. Lineage: Eukaryota; Metazoa; Chordata; Actinopteri; Osmeriformes; Osmeridae. Bases 8 to 1978 code for a protein of 656 amino acids. The transcript is spliced from 11 exons.
GACAAACAUGGCCAAGGCAAGAUUUGGGAUCUUUCAAAGCUUCUUUGUUGUAACUCUUAUUUCGGUCUUGCCCAUUGAAGCCAUCUUGAAACGUCAUAGAAGAGACUGGAUGGAUAACUCACCUGCGACAUUCAGAGAAGGUGAUUUAGAGUGCUUUUCAGACUACAUGGAGAUGUGGAUCCACAGAAUGAGGAUUGAGGGUCUAAGGCUGUGGCUCUCAGGGGCCAUGAGAAUCCAAGUUGUCAACCUUGGUUCCUUGGACCGUCUAAAUAGCCAGCUCUCUGCUUGUGGAUUCGCACUGCACAAUGACCCUGACAAGAACUAUAUCUUUAGGGUCAUGUACACCGGGUGUUUAGUACAACAACAGUAUGGAAACAACGUCCUUGUGCUAAAUUUGGCAAAGGGAAUACAACGGUUUGGAGGCCGAACUCAGAACUUUAUCAUGAAGUGUCCUCUGGUUUCUGCACCGUCCAACACAGAACACAUUCAGUGUGACUCAGACUACAUCCAGGUGACAAGACAAAUUCCACAACAAGACAGCUGGAACAAUGAGCUUCAGUGGUCCCUUGCCUUGAGGGGUAGUCUGAUUGUGGCCCUUGAGGAUGCAAGCCUGAUCCAGUUAAACAUCGACAAGAUUGGAACCAGUCUUACCCUGCAGGGCAAGAGGAGUGAGAUCAUGAGUCCAGUGACAGUGUUGGAAAAGAUUGGGGAGUUCCUAGCCUUGAAGCUGGUCAGUGGGCAGUAUGCCUACAGCAUGGAAGCUACUUGUCCUAACGUAUCCCAGAUCUCAGCAGAGGAAACAGUGCUGCACAUUUUCAAGCGUCGCAUGGGCCUGACGAAGAGAGGAAGCUUCGAGAGCGACACCUUUACUCUGAGCAACGUCUCGGUGGACAAGACAGACGUGUUCACGGUACACGAAAACAGAGACUUCGUUCAACUGAUCAUCCCCACUGCCCUAAUCCUACAAACUAAGCCCUGCACCACGGACCAGGAGCUACUGCAGCCCUUCUACAGGGUCAAAGUUCAACUCACCUUUAAAGAGACCAACCACCAAAUGUACUGGAUUAUGGAGAACAGCUUUCCAUGCACAGUUUCAGGGACCAACGCUCCCAUUCCGACUCUAAGGCCUACCCUAUCCUCCAGUACCUCACCUGCUGAGGCCUACACAACAGGUUCAGAAACAACAGGUGAUCCAAGUACAACUCUGAAGCCUACUGUGUCUUACCCUACCUCAUCCACUGACGUCCUCAUGACCCUGGACGAUGACCAGAUCACAACAACUACUGCCACAAGGCUGCCUACCUUGUCUUACCCCCUCUCCAUGCCUGAGGCCUACACUACAGCUCCCGUGACCAAUCAACAAAGACUUCCUGUGACCCGUGAUGAAAUCACAAGGACUCCGAAGCCUACCCUGCCCUUCAGUACUCCAACACGUGAGGCCUUCACGGCCUACAGAACAGGUUCAGGGACUGACAUGCCUAUUGCAACAGCUCCCGUAGACCUCACCACCAUUUCCAUCCCAAACCCUUUAGAGGCUGCCCUGUCCUCUUCCACUGAUGUCUACACAACAGCGCCUGCCAAGCCCCCAGGAACAUCCACACACCUUCAUCUCAGCCCAGACCCACCUGUGGAGGCUGUCACCUGGACACACAUCUCCACCAGCUACCCCCCAGACCCUGCCACCACCACCUCCGAUUCCAACACCUACACAAGCAAUGUGACACCCCUGGAUCUGCAUGGAAAUGAGGCCACAAGGAACACAACGGAGGCAGCAGAUGUUGGUGGUGCUGGAGCCCAGGGCGGAGAGCCCCAGGGGGUGACCCCGGGGUCGGCUGGCACACGCCAUCUAAACCAGACUGAGUCUCACUCGCCCCAGGUCGGAAAUGGAACACAGGGCAUGGAUUUCCAUAGCAACUCUGGAACAACGGAAUCCAACAGAGCGGUGACGGAAGCCAUGUUCCAGGUGGGAUUCCAGUGAUCUAUUCAUCACAGCUGCAGCUCACCAGAUCCCCGCCCAGCCUAGCGAGCACAGCCCGUACCCCAUGCCCUGGGUGUUUUGAUGAUAUGCUGACACGGAGCGCAUGGAACCUGCCUGACGUCUGCUUUUCACACAUGAAAGUUACGGUGCUGGUCAUCUCGGUGAGGAGUUGAUUACACAAGCAUAGGUUCUGCUAGCCAUCUCUGCCAGCCAUGUCCUGGGGGCGAUGCUCUCCAGACACAUACAAACCAGCCGCUUUGGUAAACAUGUCUGCUGCCAGCCCGCAGGAAGGAGAGGGGGAGAGAGCGAUGAGCUCCCGUCAGGCACUGAUGCUCCCCCGGGCCACUGCUAGCCUGGCAGAUCGUCAUAACACCGGUUUGUCGUCUGAAAGGACGGAAAGAUUAUUUGAGGUGAACC